AGAGCCUCGAAGAAAUCGUCGAAGGCGCCGCUGCCCGCCGCUCCUUCCUCGCUGCUGGACUCCGAGGAGGAGGAGGAGUCCAAGCCCAUGAGCUACGACGAGAAGCGCCAGCUGAGCCUGGACAUCAACAAGCUGCCCGGGGAGAAGCUGGGCCGGGUCGUGCACAUCAUCCAGUCCCGCGAGCCCUCGCUGCGCGACUCCAACCCCGAGGAGAUCGAGAUCGACUUCGAGACGCUCAAGGCCAGCACGCUCAGGGAGCUCGAGAGAUACGUGCUGUCGUGUCUGAGGAAGA
Molecule: messenger RNA, 292 nt
Organism: Pyrgilauda ruficollis (rufous-necked snowfinch)
Lineage: Eukaryota; Metazoa; Chordata; Aves; Passeriformes; Passeridae
Product: bromodomain-containing protein 2-like
Exons: 1
Biological process (GO): chromatin remodeling; regulation of DNA-templated transcription
Cellular component (GO): chromatin; nucleus
Source: RefSeq, a predicted model, not a curated record